AUUAGUUGAGCAAGGUAGAAUUCUGCGGUGCAGUCGCAACUCCAAGCAGAGCGGAGUUCCAGCGCUCACCGGAGAGGGAGAUGGGUUUCGAGGAUGUCGGAGAUUUUGGCAUCCACCUUAUUAUAUCGAGGUUGGGUCCCAAAGACGUUGCAGUUCUAGCUUGCGUCAACAAGAGGCUCAGGGUUUCAGCUUCGGAGGAGAAUGUCUGGCGCAAGUUCUGUUCCGAGGAUCUCGAUCUCUCAGCCCCAGAAGAUCCUUCUGGAAACCCUGCCUCUUCGUUUAAGGUAAUGUAUCAAAUGUGGCGGGAGGCAUUUAAUAUGUAUCCAUGGCCCCUGGUUAAACGAGUAAAGAGAUGUUGGGGUACACUAAAAAGUUGGGUGGCCAUAAAUUUUCCAGAGGCUAGGGCUACUCUGCAAAAUGGUGCAUCUGAAGAUCAAAUUAAAGAAGUAGAAGACAGUUUGGGUGUGAAAUUACCUCUUCCUACAAGGCUACUCUAUCGCUUUUGUGAUGGUCAAGAAAUAACAAGUACAUAUUCUUCAGGAAGUGAUCUUGGUAGCCCCUUGGGCCUUGUAGGUGGUUAUUCCUUUUAUGACCAUGAGGUAAAUGUGUUUCUGUUGCCCCUAAAACAAAUAAUCUCAGAAACAAAAAAAUUUGUACAUCACCCUCGCUUGGGCAAGUAUAAGUACAUAGUUGUGGCAGCUUCUUCCACUUAUGUUGAAAAGUUGUUCUUCCUGAAUUGUCGCAGUGGGCAACUUUAUGUUGGUACCAAGAAUUUUUCUAGUGAUGGAGAAAAGAUUCCAUGUGUACCUGGUAAAUUGAUUAACUCAGUGCACAAUCUUAAUGAUGAUAAGCAGCAGGAUGCCAUGCUGCUGUGGUUAGAAGAACAUAGCCGGCGAUUACACAAUGACAUCAUUGGGCUUCGUGAGCAAGGAAAAAACAGAAGUAUCAAUCUGUUCCCGGAAACAGCCCCACUCUGUUCCACUGCUAUAACCAAUGGAGUUCAGAUCCAAGCUUCUUCUAUUUUUGUUCCAGAGUUAAGUGACAUUGAACAGGAGUCAGAGAAGUUUUUCUUUUCCUAUUCAAUUCGCAUGUCUCUCCUGCCUGAAGGAUGUGUUGUAAAUGGAAUGUCCUUCAGCUCUUGUCAACUCUAUUGGCGUCAUUGGAUCAUCCGCGCCAAUGACAUAGUUGUGUCUGAUGUUAAUGCAGAAGCUGUAAUAGGAAAGUAUCCACUCUUAUAUCCAAAUGGCAAGGUGUUUGUUUAUGAAAGUUGCACACCCUUGGCGUGUUCUUUUGGUUCUGUCGAAGGUGCUUUCACAUUUAUCCCUGGCAGACUAACGAACCCCAAGGGCCCGCCAUUCGAUGUUGAAGUGGCACGGUUUCCUCUCCAACUGCCUGAAUAUAUCUUCUGAUCUGAAAAGAAAUGGGUGGUUGAAUUACAAGAGAUGUUGGUAUCAUACACUCGUACACCCCAGAAGAAUACUAGUUCCAAGACAUCUGUAACUUUACAUAAUUAUGUUUCACCGAAAAGACCUGAUUGCUGUUCAAUUGUUGUGGAUCUGUUCUUAUAUUCUUUUUAUAUUUAUAUAUUUCCUAUCUUGUGGUACGUUUGGUCAUCAAGUUGGACUGUUCAAAAUCCGAUGGCCCUUGGUCCUUGGAUAGACCAAAAAUAAGGUCUACGCGCUGUUGUUUCAGGAAAUCAGAUGUACUAAAAAAAUCUAGAAAGUUGGACCGUUUGAUUUGUGCAUUA
Molecule: messenger RNA, 1747 nt
Organism: Nelumbo nucifera (sacred lotus)
Lineage: Eukaryota; Viridiplantae; Streptophyta; Magnoliopsida; Proteales; Nelumbonaceae
Gene: SKIP16
Product: SKP1/ASK-interacting protein 16
Molecular function (GO): protein binding
Source: RefSeq, a predicted model, not a curated record